AUGAUCUCUCUCCUCGCGUUGGCCGCUGUGCCAAUUCCUGUCCUGUCCGCCCCGUCUAGACCUCACGCCCACAUCUCCGUCAAUACACAAACCCGCUUCCAGCAGGUCGACGGAUUCGGCUUCUCCGAGGCCUUCCAGCGCGCAGAGGACAUCUACGGCAAGGAUGGCUUGUCGCCCGAGAACCGCACCAGAGUGCUCGAUCUCCUGUUCAGCGACACCCAUGGCGCCGGCCUGACCAUCGUCCGCAAUGGCAUCGGCUCCAGCAAUAGCUCCAUCAAGGACUUCAUGAACUCCAUCGAGCCCUUCAGUCCCGGCUCGCCGUCUGCGCCGCCGCACUACGUCUGGGACCGCAACGACAGCGGCCAGGUGUGGCUGUCCCACGAAGCGGCCUCGUAUGGCGUCAACACGUUCUAUGCCGACGCCUGGUCUGCUCCCGGUUACAUGAAGACCAACGACGACGACUCCAACGGCGGGUACCUGUGCGGCGUGACCAACACGUCCUGCGCCUCCGGGGACUGGAAGCAGGCCUACGCCAACUACCUCGUCCAGUACGUCCGGUUCUACCAACAGGUCGGCAUCAAGGUCACCCACCUGGGUUUCCUGAACGAGCCCCAGGAAGACGUCACCUAUGCCAGCAUGCUGUCGGACGGCACCCAGGCGGCCGACUUCAUCAAAGUUCUAGCACCCACCGUCAAGGCGGCAGGACUCGACGUCAAGCUCACCUGCUGCGACGGCGUCGGGUGGGAGGAGCAGCGAGCGAUGCUGCCGGGCCUCCAGGCUGGAGGUCCCGAGCACAGCGCGGAAAGCUAUCUGUCUGUGAUCACCGCCCAUGGCUACAACUCCCCGCCCACAACGCCUCUUGAGACCUCGUUGCCAGUGUGGAUGACCGAGUGGGCCGAUCUGAAUGGGAACUAUACGGCCGCCUGGUACGAGAACGGCGCCGCCGGCGAGGGUCUGACCUGGGCGAACCGCAUCCAAGACGCCUUCACGCGGAGCAACGUCAGCGCCUUUCUGCACUGGAUCGGAGCGGAGAAUGGCACGAGCAACAGCCCUCUCAUCAACCUGAACGGCGAUUCGUAUGUCGCGACCAAGCGGCUGUGGGCGUUCGGCCAGUUCAGUCGAUUCGUCCGGCCGGGUGCCGUCCGCAUCGACGCGGUCAGUUCGGACUCCUUGGUCACGGUGAGCGCGUUCCAGAACAAGGAUAACGGCGUGGUGGCCACGCAGGCCAUCAACAAUGCCGACACAGACUAUGAGGUCGAGGUGGAGUUGACGGGUUAUGGACCCGUGUCCGUUAUCCAGCCGUAUCUGACGAACAAUGAAAACGACCUGGAAGCCUCCAAGCCGAUCAUCGCGCUUGCUGUUGGGGCAGCAACCAAGUUCACGAGUAUCGUUCCGGCGAGGUCCUUGGUUAGUUUCGUAAGUAAAUAG
Molecule: messenger RNA, 1428 nt
Organism: Rasamsonia emersonii CBS 393.64
Lineage: Eukaryota; Fungi; Ascomycota; Eurotiomycetes; Eurotiales; Trichocomaceae
Product: Endo-1,6-beta-D-glucanase BGN16.3
Exons: 1
Coding region: 1-1428 (475 amino acids)
Biological process (GO): sphingolipid metabolic process
Molecular function (GO): glucosylceramidase activity
Source: RefSeq, a predicted model, not a curated record